AAAAUCAAUUAAAUAAAAUGCAAAUAUUGACAGAGGAAGAAGCUGCAGUUUAUGAUCGACAAAUACGAUUGUGGGGAGUUGAAGCUCAACAGAGACUGCGAAAUGCAAAAGUUUUGGUUGUUGGUUUGUCAAGUUUAGGUAAUGAAGUUUGUAAAAACAUAUUACUUGCUGGAAUUCAUCACAUGACAAUGCUAGAUGAUACUAUUCUAUCAAAAGAAGAUUUCAAUUACCAGUUUAUGACAAAUGAUGAAAAAAUUGGUAUUAAUAAAGCAGAAGCAUAUUUACCUCGAUGUAAAGAACUGAAUCCAAUGGUAGAUAUUGUAAUAGAUAAAGAUUCAGUUACAUGCAAGACUGAUUCUUUUUUUUCCAAAUAUGAUUUAGUUUGUAUGACCUCUGGAUCAGGACAAGACCAGUUAAAAAUAAAUGAAAUAUGCCAUCGCUUAGGAAUAAAGUUUAUAUGUGGUGGUGUUUUUGGUUUUUAUGGCUAUAUAUUUUCAGACUUAACAUCAUCCCAUGUCUAUACAGAAGAAAAGCCAAAAAUUGUAGAAGCAGUAAUUGGAAAUUUGAAGAAAGAAAACUCUGAAUGUACUGAUCCUGAUUACGAAGAAAAGGAAACUUCUUUCUGUUCAUUAUCUGAAGCACUCUCUGUUCCUUUAUUUGAAGGAAAAAGUUUACGACAAGCCAAACAAAUUAGCAAAGUCUAUCUUGUUAUGCGAGUUAUGUUUGAAUAUCACACAAAAUAUAAAACAUAUCCAACUGAAAUUAAAAGCUCCCAUGAAAUAGAGCAGCUGCUUGAAGUUCGCAAUGAAGUCUUUGAGAAACUCAAAAUUGACAAUGAUUUAUUAUCUGAUGAUUUUCCUAGUUUGGUAAGCUGCAUACUCUAUCCAGUCAAUGCUGUAGUUGGUGGUGUUCUUUCUCAAGAAGUUAUAAAGGCUGUUUCCGGUCGAGACGCUCCUCACAACAAUUUUUUUUUUUAUGAUGCGCACGCAACAAGUGGAGUGGUGGAAUACAUUUCUCCUAAAAACUUGACGCUAAACAAUCGUUAAAGACUUUAUUUUGAAGGAGUGUGAAGGGAGCUUUUUUAUAAAUCUUUUUAAUUGGAUUUUAAAAGUUAAAAAGAAUUAAAUUAUUUAAAGUUUUAAAA
Messenger RNA from Hydra vulgaris (swiftwater hydra), 1144 nucleotides. Its product is annotated as SUMO-activating enzyme subunit 1. The record is from RefSeq and is a predicted model, not a curated record. Gene Ontology annotation, cellular component: cytoplasm; SUMO activating enzyme complex. Gene Ontology annotation, molecular function: SUMO activating enzyme activity. Lineage: Eukaryota; Metazoa; Cnidaria; Hydrozoa; Anthoathecata; Hydridae. Gene Ontology annotation, biological process: protein sumoylation.